Carassius auratus (goldfish) is the source of this 1257-nucleotide messenger RNA. Its product is annotated as DNA-directed RNA polymerase III subunit RPC7-like. NCBI's taxonomy places the organism in Eukaryota, Metazoa, Chordata, Actinopteri, Cypriniformes, Cyprinidae. Gene Ontology annotation, cellular component: RNA polymerase III complex. The transcript is spliced from 8 exons. Gene Ontology annotation, biological process: transcription by RNA polymerase III. Bases 188 to 844 code for a protein of 218 amino acids. The record is from RefSeq and is a predicted model, not a curated record.
CACAACUAGCACGUGCUCGAGCACCAGUGACUGUGCGCACUCACACAUGGCCUUACAUCAUUCAUUCAGCGGCCAGCUGCGGGUCUGUGCACACGUCCAUUGGGGUCGGAUCUGGCUCUUUUGUAAGGACAACUCCGCAAACGCGAUCCACUGAACCUGAGACUCGUUUUGGGAUUGUAGAGAAGUCAUGGCAGGAAACAGAGGUCGCGGAAGGAGCCAGUUCACCUUCAAUGUGGACGCUCUCGGAUUUGGGAGGGGUGAUUCUUUACCCUCAUCUGCACAGACACCUUCUCCUCUUUUCCCUCCCAUGCAGUUUAGGCCAGUGCCUCUGCAUACAGGAGAAGAGGUGGACUACAUGCUCGCUCUUAAGCAGGAGCUGAGAGCCUCCAGCAAGAACCUGCCGUUCCACAUAAAAGCAGCCAGAACAAAGACAGAUGUGGCACGCUACUCUGAUAAAUAUCAAAACGGAGAGCCGAAGAACAACUGCAUUGAAUGGAGUCCAGACUGGAGCCGAAUGCCAAAAGAGCUUUGCAUUAAAGUACGGAAAACAAGGAAAACUGCUAUAGGUGCCAGACCACAACUCACGCCAAAAGUUGCUGCUAAAAAAGAAGAGGUUCUCCAAAAACUAGAGACCCUUGAGAAAAGAGAAGAAGAGCAGCAUUCUGAGGAAGAGGAGGAUGAAGAGAAGAAGAAAAAGAAUGACGAGGAGGAGGAGCCGGAUGCGGAUGAAGACUACGAUGAAGAGGAGCUCGAAGAUGAGACAGACUACAUCAUGUCCUACUUUGACAACGGAGAGGAUUUUGGAGCGGAUAGUGAUGACAAUAUGGACGAAGCUGUCUACUAGUGUAUUUUAUUUAAAGCUCUUCUCGCUGGGGGAUGAAUAUUUCUGUGAGUGAGAGUGAAAGUAUGUGUUUCAAGAAGAAGCGUCUUGAUUCAAGCCCUCUCUGUGUGCUACACAUACUGACUGUGAUAGUGACUGGUGUUGUAAAGAUCCAGAGACAGAGAGGGAGUGCUGCUGCUAAAGAUGCUGUUGUGUGAUUUACAAGCUGCUUCACUGAUCCAUACCGAUAUACUGCUGCUGCUGCUGCUGUUCAUUAUGUGACUGAAACACAAUCUGCUCUUAAUUUUUUAGUAUUUUUCGGACUAUAAGUUGCACCUAAGUAUAAGUCGCAUCAGUCCAAAAAUACGUCAUGACGAGGAAAAAAACAUAUAUAAGUCGCACUGGACUAUAAGUCGCAUUUAUUUAGAACCAAGAAC